GCAAAGAAAACCUUGAAUGUGAGAGAAAAAAGUCCUCUGAUGGAAUUCUCCAUCGUCCGAGUUGCUUUCUCUCAAGCCAAGUCUUACGUUUCUCGCCGUGCCGUCUCGAUCCGACCUCGGGUUUGCGAACCAACAGAGUUCGGUUACCGUCCGACAAAGGUUGGAUAAAUAGCAAGACGAGCGCUGCUUCGAUGGUUGCAUUCACCUCGCUCCCUUGUCCUUCUCAUCCAUCAUUCGUGCAUUAGACUGCUACCGAGAGACCGGUACUAUCAAACAACCAUGGCGGCCCGCGCAGAUCUCGAGUCCCACCGGGAGAAACACCCCGAAGACCUCGUCAACGAGGUUCCCGAGUCAUCAUCCUCGGACUCGGAGGACGACCUCAAGCCCCAUCCCCCAAUGUACUGGAAGAUCAUUGCCGUCAUUCUGAUCUCCUGCAUCAGCUUCGGUUCUUCGUGGAGUUCGGGUAUCACUGGCGCCCUGAAGUCGACGCUCAAGAAGGAGCUCGAUAUCAACAACAAACAGUUUUCCCUGCUUGAAGCCAGUGAAGAUUUCAUGGUUACUCUGCUCAUUCUCACGAGCGGUAUCGUGACGGACAGAAUCGGCGGUGCCGGUGCCAUGUUGUAUGGUAACAUCAUCUACUCCAUCGGUUCCAUCAUCGUCGCCGCCGCAGCUCAGACCCGCGACUUCAAGCUCAUGAUCGGCGGCCGAGUCAUUCUUGCCCUCGGUGACAUCGCAACCCAAGUCGCCCAGUACAAGGUCUUCAGCUCCUGGUUCUCGCCCAACAACGGUUUCGCGUCAACCCUCGGCCUGGAACUCGGCAUCAAGAAAAUCGGCGGUUUCGUCGGCAAGUCCUCAGCCAACAUCAUUGCAAAGAACACUGGCAACUUCGCAUGGGUCUUUUGGAUCGCCGUCUUCAUGAACGUCUUCACCAAUAUUCUCACUCUCGUGUUUUACCGCUUCAACACCAUCGCCCACAAGAAGUUUGGCAACGUCACGGACCCGGCCACUGGUGAAAAGCUCACUGAGAAGUCCAAGAAGUUUGAAGUCAGAAAGGUGCUUGAGCUUCCGUGGGUUUUCUGGGCCAUCUUGUCCUUCUCUCUUUUCCAGACCAGCACUGCGAUUGUGUUCUCGCAGAACGCCACCGAAUUGGCUGAGAAGAGAUUCAAGACCGACUCCAUCACCGCUGGUUGGUACUCAGCAACUCUGCAGUACGCUGGCUUCUUCUUGGUUCCCUGCAUUGGUGCCUUCAUCGAUCUCCUGGGCAACCGUAUCACCUUGUUGGCUAUUUGCGGUACCGGAGUCUUCCUGGCUAUGGCCCUUAUCAACUGGGCUACGGAUACCAAAGGAACUGCUGCAGCGUUUGGCAUCUACGCCGUUGCUUUCACUCUGGGCCCUACCACCAUUAUCGACAGUAUCCGUACCUCGAUGUGGCACUCAUCCGUCUUUGGCUCCGCUUACGCCGUCAAGAUUGCUACAAACAACGCGAUGAACAUUAUCGUUCGUGUCAUCACCGGAGCCAUCCAAGAUGCCGAUAACGACAGCUAUGACCACGUUGUCAUCGUCUACGCCGUUCUCGCCGCCGCUUCCGUCUUGGUCUCAAUCAUGUUGGGUGUCCUGUCGUGGUGGUCCAUCGAUCUGGGUAACCUCCAAUGGACUAGGAAGCAACGUAGGGCCAAUGGUGAGCUGUGGAAUGAGAGAAAGAGGGCUUUUUACGAGGACAACGGGGCACGCAACAAGCGGAUCUCUAUGAUUUGCUUCGGCUCUUUGGUCAUGUUGAUUCUGGGUGCUUGGUCGGCGUACUUCUGGGGUGUCGCAACUGGCAACAACUCUUGAAAAGUACACGUAUGAAAAUGGUGCUUUUGAGACGAGCAGAUGAGGCACUUGUCACCAUCCGAGAUACCCCCUGCACCGACGCAACAUAAGGAGGUAUCCAGACAGUAAUGUAGGA
Messenger RNA from Colletotrichum scovillei, 1948 nucleotides. Its product is annotated as major facilitator superfamily transporter. NCBI's taxonomy places the organism in Eukaryota, Fungi, Ascomycota, Sordariomycetes, Glomerellales, Glomerellaceae. Gene Ontology annotation, biological process: transmembrane transport. Gene Ontology annotation, molecular function: transmembrane transporter activity. The transcript has 4 exons. The record is from RefSeq and is a predicted model, not a curated record. Bases 280 to 1833 code for a protein of 517 amino acids.